AGUUGCCACAUUUACUUUCUCUGGUGUGAUCAUCCUUUGUUAACAUCCCAGGCACUGUAAAGAGUAGGACGUUAACUUUGUCUCUUCCAAGCUACGGAGCCAUUUGAAAGACUACUACAGAAAGUAAGCGCUGAAAGGUUGUACAUCAUAAUCUACAAUAGGAAAAAAUUGUCUGCCAGAGUAAGGCUUAAGCAACGAACGGCAUUCUCGCCCUCACCACACCAACCGCUCUGCUCCCAGCCUCCUAAGCAGUUGCCCACGCGCCGCCACAAAUACCACAUUCUUCAACUCAAAUCAACUCCAGGAUGGCAGACAAGGAACCCAAGGUUGGUGCCGCCACGUCGUCUUCACCGUCAGUGACGCCGAAGAGUUUGGUGACGGAAAACCACGUGCGGGCAGCGCUCAUGUCAGACAAGGGCGCUGCCGCACAACUCACCGCCUGGAAGGUCGUGGACUUCACCAAGAAGGGCGACAAUUAUACCUGUUUAGUGACCAGCGUCGAGGUUAAGUAUGAGAUCGACGGCAAGAGCUCAGAGGUGGUCUAUGUGGUAAAGAUUAACUCAGGAAAGACCUUUGGAGGUGAAAACAUGUUUGACUUAUUCUUCGAGAAGGAGUGCAAAUUCUUCCUCGACAUCGCACCGCAGAUAAACUCUGCACUAAGAGAAAUUGGUCACACAGAGAUCAACGUUCCCAAAUGCUUCCAUAUAAGUCUAGAGAAAGGAAAGGAAGUAAUCUUCCUUGAGGACCUACGAGCCAGAGGCUACAAAAUGGCUGACCGCAAGCAAGGGCUGGACGAGGCUCACACUACCCUUGUGCUAAGGGAGCUGGCCAGACUCCACGCCGCCUCCCUCCUACUGCAGAACAAGACUCCAGACAAAGCCCUUGGGGAAAAGUAUCCUGUUUUGAAGAUAGGGAUAGAUUAUUUUGUUAACAACCAUGAUGGAUUAUUGAAUAUGAUAAGAGAAAGCGCAACAGUUGUUCAAACUAUAAUGAAAAACGUAGGGGGAUACGAGAAAGUAACUGCAUGGAUAGACACAAUCAUUCCUAGGAUAGCAGACAUCUUCUCCGAACAACUACAACGUGGCGAGCCUAAGGUGGUGUGUCACGGAGACUGCUGGAUCAACAACCUUCUCUUCAGGUACAGCGAAACCGGCCACCCCGAGGACGUGAUGCUCCUCGACUUGCAGGUGGUAAACUACAGUUCCCCGGCCGCCGAUCUCAACUACCUCCUCUAUACCAGCAUGACGGGGAACGUCAGGAAGCCCAACAUUGAAGCCUUCCUGGGUUCCUACUACACCACUUUCAAGAACAUAAUGGAGGCUGCCGGCCAGACAGUACCGUUCUCGCAGGCGCAGCUUCUCAAGGAUUUCAGGGACAGGAACCUCGUCGGCACAAUAUUCACUAUAAUGAUUGUGCCAGUAGUGCUCUCUGAGACAGAAGGCGCAGUAGACUCUUCAAAAAACGAUGAAGAUCUUGAAGAAACGUUUCGUAAAGCAACAGAGAAGGCGUUGGAAAAUGUUGACGCAAAUCUUCUUGUGAAGUCGAGACUUUUGUCUGUUUUCGACGAAAUGAUGGAACUAGGAAUUAUUCCAUGAGAGAGAGAGAGAGAGAGAGAGAGAGAGAGAGAGAGAGAGAGAGAUCUUUAUGGAUACAAUACAAAUAUUAAAUGUUCAUUUAUCAAGCAGUAAACACCUGACGUGAAUAAAAACAUUUCCAUAAACAGAUGAUAUCAAUAACAGGUUUCCAAGUAAGCUGAACACAUACGUACAAGUGAUCUUAUAUCACAGUUAUUUUCUUUCAUGGUAUCCUCCACAUCAAUCAAGCAAAGGUGGAACCGGAAAUGUUAACAAGUAAUGAGAGGCAAUACAGGAACAGGAGCCCAAAGUAAUACUUGAUUGCUUAAUGCAACGACGUGCAUCAACACGUGGAAAUCACGCUAAUUGUUUUUAGACCUCUAAUUGCCUUAACAUGUUGGUGUUCAGAGACUUGCCAUACGCCAAUCCUUCGCCACUCACAAGGCGGUGGCGGUGGUUGUCGCUGUCGUACUUAAAAAAUAAAUUAUAUAAGUAAGAAAGUACAAGUCUGUGUCACGAUGAGUUGCAACUUUUUAGGGACGCACCUCAUCACCGUUCUCCCACAGUCACACUCCCCACACCACCAGUUCCCCAUCACAGUCACCAAGACUCCGCCUCCCGUCUCGCACCAACCUCUAGGAUGGCAGACAAGGGUAGGUGACUUAGCGGGACGCUGUGUGAUGUGUUGAUGUUUGCUUGAGACGUGAUUGAGACUAAGAAGAAUGUGUUGAGAAACUCCAUGUUUUUUUCAAUGUUAUGAUCCACUUUCGUGUCCUGAUUUAUAUAUAAGCAAGUCUCUUUAAUUGUGAGCACUUGAAACCCUGCAUCCCUCCCCUGUCCUCUACCUACCUUGUGUGAUUUCUCUCCACCCUUCUGAGCUCAGCAUCUACUCGCAUCGGGAGUCUGUUUGCAAAUAGAUGAUCGCUGUAUUUAUAAUACAAUGAUGCAGUGCUGUGUUUUAUGUGACUGGUUAUCGCUUGUACAUCUUUGUUACUUCUGUACGAAAGAACAAUAUUUUACAAUAUUUUUACCUUGGCUGUAUUUGAUAUUGCAUAGUUUUGUUUGAAAAAAUUGCCUUUGAGAUCAUAGGACGCAUCCCUUUUAUUUAUUUUUAUUUUUAUUUUCAUUAGUUAUGUGUGUCGUUAUACUGUACGAGUAUUCGGUGUACAACCAAGAGUUAUGGAAC
Scylla paramamosain (green mud crab) is the source of this 2760-nucleotide messenger RNA. RefSeq lists its product as uncharacterized. The record is from RefSeq and is a predicted model, not a curated record. The coding region runs from base 306 to 1595 and encodes 429 amino acids. NCBI's taxonomy places the organism in Eukaryota, Metazoa, Arthropoda, Malacostraca, Decapoda, Portunidae. The transcript is spliced from 3 exons.